AUGUUUUGUUUUGCUGUCCGCUCUCAAGGACCUGCCUCGUCCCAACUGCACCGUUCCUUUCCUCCUUUCCAGCGGCACCUGCGAUUUGACCAGGUUUCCGGCAUUGAUGUUUCCGCCUUUGCCCCUUGUGGCUUGUUGCUGGGUGACCUUUCCACCGAGUGGCGCCCGGGCCUUUUUAGUGGUAUCAGAGUGGGUGAGGCACUUAACCCUGGCCCAGUCCGCAACCGCACUUUGCAUGAUUACUUUUGCCCUCAGCAGCCAAAGGCUGGUGCAGAGCCUCCCCGUGAUACCUGCGUUUUCGCUGUUGUCAACCCCACAAGUGUGUUGCACAAGGUGCCUGCCUUUCUCGCCACCGAGGCCGAUUUCCUUGCAAUGUCGGAGACCUCUGCUGUUGAAAGGGUCCAAGGACUUACCGGAAACGGGUUUCGUAAACAUGGAUUCAAAGUCCACUGGGGCGCUCCGGUGCCCAGUCAUACUAGAGUCGAGUGUGAACAACCGACCCUGCGGGGCCUUGCUGCCGGUGUGGGCCUUGCUGCCCGGCUCCCUUCUCGUGCAUCGCAGCCUCCUCUUCCUGAGGAGGUCCGCUCCACGUGUCGCCUUGCUGAGGCCUUCAUCCGAUUGGGUGCAUUGGAGGUUCGGGUCCUCACGAUUUACGGGUUCCCUUUGUCUGACCAGGACGCUAAAGAGCGCACAAACCAGCUGCUACAUACCGCCUUCGACAGGGCAUCCCAGAAUGCCGUGGCGAUUUCAAUGUCCGCCCUUUUGAAGUGCCGGCCGGACAAGCCUUUCAACAACAAGGGUACCAGGAUGUUUUCGACUUGCACCUGGGACGCCACGGUCAGCCGUUGCCUCCUACCUGUAAGGGCAGUACACGCCACGACACUGCACUGCUCCACCCUGCAGUGGUACGCCUCUGGCAUUCUGCAUGGGUCCUCAAUGAGGCUCAGUUGUUCGACUCCCAUGACCCCCUCUGCUUCCGCUUGCACCUGUGCGGCCAACGGCCCUGUACACAAGUUUGGCGUCUCCCCCGACCUUUGGCCGAGCUGGGAGUACAAAAGAAGGAAUUUGCCACUGCCUUCCAGCAGCAUGCAAGCGCUCUUCGCCGCCAGGCGGCCGAAGCCUCAGCCGAUGCUGCACUCCAAGCACAAUGGCGAGCCGCCUCUUCUGAAGCGCGAAACAGCAUGCCUGCUGCGGCCCGACUGGCAGGGCGGCUAUAACCCGGAUGUGGAAGUUACGUCUGUUCUUUGCCGACUGCGGGUCCGCCAGGUGCGUCGCCUGCUGACGUUCCAAAGAGGCCUCGCGAAGCUACGGGCCGGUGCUGUGGUGUCUAACCAACGACAUGAACACCAACUUCUCCAGGAAUGGCGUGCGAUCGUGCAGGCCAAAGGGUACCCACCUGAUUUUCCGAAGUGGGUGCUCCAGGUUGCGUGCUUCCACCAUUUCCCGUGCCACUUCCCCCCGACUGAGUGGCUGGAUGACUUGCUCUCAUAUGUGAGAUAUGACUGUGAUUGUCUUGCCAGACAGGAAGCUAAGCGUCGGAAAGACACCUUCUUGGCACAGGUGAGUGUGGAUGUGGAGGUUGGCCAUUCCAAGCAAGGCUUCAAGGCCAUUCGCGCAGCUGCAAACCCGCCGUUUACGGAGGUGCCCUGCCUGGUUCGGUCUGCCGCAGCAACCUGCCCGACCUCCCCUGCUGCACCUCCGGUGGGGGUCUGGUAUCAAGUCCGCCCAGAUGCAUUGUUCCGUGCGGGCUGCCCGGCUAAACUUAGCGACCAGGACUGUCACAUUGUGGAGGUGGGCCCGUCCUCAGUUUGUGUUGACGGGGACUCGCUGCCCGCGGCCGGUCACCUUCAGCAGCAAUAUGUUGCGUGUACGUCCGAGGAGCUGCACAGCGCCUUCGCUGAUUUCUGGGGCCCGCUCUGGCAAAGGGACGGUGGCCAGGCCCAGUACUCCCUCGACAGUUGGCCCCAGCUCCAGUCAAUUGUGGCGGCCAUCAACAGAAUGUCCCGGCACAAGGCUACAGGAAUUUGUGGCUGGGCCCCGUCCGACCUCAAGCUGCUGCCCCCGGAAGCAGUCGACCUGCUGUUGCCUGCCCUGUGGGUAUUCACCCAGCCCGAUUACCGUGUUCAGUACUCUGUACCGCAUUUGGGCGUCCGUCGGUCCAUGCCGGGUCGCUCUAGCCGUGAUGUCUCCUACCGGCAGCAGCAUCUGAUUGAGAAAUCUCUUGUCGGUGCCACGGCCCGCCUGGGCUUUUCGCUGGACAUUGUGAAGUGUUUCAACCAGCUGGGCUGGCCACCACUGCAGCUGAUUCUUCAACGCAUGGGUGCCCCGACUGAGUUGGUCGACUUCUGCUAUGUGGAUAACUGGAGCUGGUCUGGCACAGACCGCAAGGUUUUGCUCCGAACUAUCCCCCGGGCGGUCUGUUUCCUGCAAAGCCAAGCACUGCCAAUCGACUGGUCAAAGUCCUAUACUUGGGCGACCAACAACUCCGGUCGCAAGUGGUGGGGUAAAGUUGGUGAGCAGCUGUUUCCUCCAGGUGCCAAGGUCAAAUGUGUUUCGGAAGUUCGUGACCUGGGUGUUGCUUUCAAGUACGAUGGCCUUGCCCAUGCAGGGUCCAGGAGUGCACGUCUUCAAGAUGGCCUUGAAAGAUUGGACCGCCUCCGACACCAGCCCAGAAGCCCCUCGCUGAAAGCUUCCAUGAUCCAGCGUGGUGUGUGGGCAGCUUGUCUUUACGGGGCAGAGGGCCACUGUUUUACCAAGGCGGAGUACCAGCUCCUCCGGGGCCGUGCCGCCCGGCCAUUGUUGGAUCCUCAGCUGUACUGCCUUGACCAGCAACUCCAACAGCUGCGCCGUACCUGCCGUGCUGACCCGGAUCUUGCCUUUUCUGUUCUUGAGCUCGCCUCGCAAGACCGGCAGCCCAAGGGCUAUCAGGGACCCGCGAGUGCUUUGCGCAAGGCACUAGACCGCGUCGGCCUGACGCUGACCAGCGCCGGCAUACUUAAGGGGAGUGACAAUUCUUGGGCGGAUGUUACCUGUUGCCGGGCCUCGGAGAUCAGGGAGUUGCUCCAGCGCUCCUGGGUUGGCUACGUUCAACAGCAGGUGGCACAUCGCAAUGGCCUUGCUGCUGCGCCGGAGAUAUAUACCGCUGGAACGGCACAGCUUUUCGGCCGUUUGUCGCCCUCGGAACAGAUGGUUAUCGCCAGGCACGUCACAGGUGCGUUUUCUUCUGCUGCCGCCAAAAACAAGUGGCAGGUGGAUAUUGCCGAAACCUGCCCCUUUUGUGGUGCUCGCCAGACCAAGGCCCACAAAUUUCUCUCCUGCCCCGCGUUCCACCAUGUGCGUGCUGAGUUUUCGGCCGAACUUGAGUAUGUGGCGGAGCACCGCCCUUCCUGGAUACACGCGCCCUAUGCGUCUCUGCCACCAGACCUCGAGAUUGUGCGACUGGUCUUUGCUACCAGGUUCUUCACUGACGGGUCCUGCCGCCACCCGAGCCUUCCCCUGGUUUCCCAUGCAGGAUGGGCUGUGGUCAUGGACGUCACUGAGUCGGAAUCAGAGAUCCCGGGCGUACUUGCAGAAUGGCGCCGCACUGGUCAGACUCCCCCUGUUUUUCAGGUGGUGCUGCAGGGACUUGUCCCAGGCGUCCAAAGUAUAAAUCGGGCCGAAGAAUGCGCUGUGCUUCAGGCCGCUCGACUGUCCCAGCUGGACGGGCCGCGACCUACAGAAAUCUGGACUGACAGCGCUUUCGCCAUUGCAGAGUGGAGCCGCGUUGCAGAAGGUCAAGAUGGUCUCUGGCCUGACUUAGCCGAUGAGCUCCGCAAGGUCUACCAGCCCCACAUACGCCUCCAUAAAGUCGCGUCUCAUCAGAACAUAGACAAACUGUGGGGAAUGGAGCAAUGGCUGGCUGCCGGCAAUGCUGCUGCGGAUGAUGCUGCCAAAGCGGCUGUCCUGCGGGAUCUACCUGGAGUCAUCGACAUCACCGACAAAGCGGCCAGCUUCCUACGUGACCAAGCUGACCACCUCCGUCACUUCUGGACCUACCUGCUUCGACUCUCCGCUGAAGAGGCUAGGAACUUGAAGCAACAGCCUGUGGAGCAGAAUGCCUCGGAGCUCGCUGCUCCCUUGGUUGAGUCAGACACUGGCCCAGAAAGGUGGAACAGCCUCAACAAUGGUGUGCACGUCGCGUGGGAUGUCCCACCCUACCAACGGGAGUGGCUCCUGGCUUGUAGUUGGCCUCCCUGGUACACUACAGCGCUGUGGCAUUGGCUCCAGGGAUUGAAGUGGUCAACAUUGGUGCCAGAAGGCCGUGCCCCUCCGGGUGUCGCAUAUGUCGAGCUGCUCACUGACUUCGUCUUUACUACAGGUGUGUGUCCACCAGCAGGCAACCGAGGUGCAACUGAGCCGCUUCAAGGCGACUUCAGUUGCCCCUCGACGGUCCGACAACUGACACACAGCUUGGUGGAAGCAGUCCGCCAGCUUGAGAAACUCUCCGCACAGCCCUUGUGGCCGGAACGUAAGUCGAAAGUCUUUGCCUUGAGGGCCUUGGGCUACCAAACGCCCCGAAUUGGACUCAAGUUGCGACCCCUCUUUGAGCAUACCAAGGAG
This is a messenger RNA of Symbiodinium necroappetens, 4599 nucleotides long. Lineage: Eukaryota; Dinophyceae; Suessiales; Symbiodiniaceae. The record is from the annotation of a GenBank genome assembly.